AUGUUUUGGAUUGAGGCGCUUGCGUCGAGCUUAGCGGCGAAGGUACAGGAGCAGGACAACAGCUGCGACAACAAAGUUCUUCUAAUCGAGAACUUCAGCAACAUCAACACGGCGCCGGAGCUCACGUACGGGAAACGCGUCGUCCUCGUGCAUGCCGUCACCCAGAUGCGCUUGGCGGUGUUUCCGUCGAAGCUGUCCAACAUUGACUCUGAUUGUGUGAAGCCUGUGCUCGUGCUGCGGGGUGGGGUGAGGGGGUGGGGUGGGGAAUCAGGCGUUUGCGAGUUUUUCAUUGUUUCACGGUAUAACAUUCACGACGACGGGGAUUCCGUUUGUCGCGGCUAUGAGGUGCUGUUGCGGCUGGUAACUCACCCCAUUUUUCUGCACGUCACAGCACCCGCCCUGAGGGCCAAAAAAGGGGCAGAUACGAACGCGUUAGGCCAACCCUUGGGCGAGAACAGCUGCGGCAACGUCAGCGCAUUUGAAGGGAACUUGCUUCCCAGUGUAGUGACGGCACCCCCCGAUGGGAGGUAA
This is a messenger RNA of Trypanosoma rangeli, 531 nucleotides long. Its product is annotated as inositol 1,4,5-trisphosphate receptor. The transcript has a single exon. The record is from RefSeq and is a predicted model, not a curated record. NCBI's taxonomy places the organism in Eukaryota, Euglenozoa, Kinetoplastea, Trypanosomatida, Trypanosomatidae. The coding region runs from base 1 to 531 and encodes 176 amino acids.